UCCGCGGCGAAGGCACCCUGGCGCCCCGCGAUGCUUGCAUGGAGCCCGCGCCCCCAGCGCCUGGGCAGGCGCCCCUGGUGCCCGCGAGCCCCGACCGUCCCCCCUCCCCGACGCAAGACGACGAGGUGCUGGUGCCUUCUGAUCCGGUAAAAUGGGAUGGCCGCGACGUGCGGCGCUGGGUCCGCUGGGCGUCGCGUGCUUUCAGUGUCUCUGCACCGAGAGCGCACCUACUGCCCGACUCCGGCGCAGCGCUGCUUGAACUCACCGAUCAGCAAUGGCUGCAAGUGUGUUCUGGCAACGAGCAGUCAGCGCGGUUGCUGCGCGCGCAUUUGCAGCACGCACGCUGCGCAGCCGCCGGCCUGCCGCCGCCGCCACCGCUGCCCGACCACCAGGCUCCCAGCACCACCGUCGCUAUACCUUACAACCCGUACGCGUCCCUGAGUUGCCGCGGCGGCGCGACUGCAGGCGGGCAAGUGCAACUCUGGCAGUUCCUGCUGGACGAGCUGGCGCAGGGAGCACCUGGCAUCUGCUGGGAGGGUUCUCCAACCGACGGCGAGUUUCGGCUAAGCGACCCGGACGAGGUGGCCCGCCGGUGGGGCCGUCGCAAGCAGAAGCCGUCCAUGAACUACGACAAGCUCUCCAGGGCUCUGCGGUACUACUAUGAUAAGAACAUCAUGAGCAAGGUUCACGGCAAACGCUACGCCUACAAGUUCUGCUGGCGAGGACUGGCGGCAGCUUGCCAGGCGCAGACACCCGACGCGCCAUGGCCGUACCUGGCACCGCGGCUUGACCAGGCGCCAUUACCUCCACAGGUGUCAAUGGCGUCACAGACGCCACAGGCGCCGCACGCUUCACACGUUCAAGUGGCACAUAUGCCACCGCACUAGGCUACAAUUUAUGCUAAUGUCUACA
This is a messenger RNA of Leguminivora glycinivorella, 912 nucleotides long. RefSeq names its product DNA-binding protein D-ETS-6-like. Gene Ontology annotation, cellular component: nucleus. NCBI's taxonomy places the organism in Eukaryota, Metazoa, Arthropoda, Insecta, Lepidoptera, Tortricidae. The record is from RefSeq and is a predicted model, not a curated record. Gene Ontology annotation, biological process: cell differentiation; regulation of transcription by RNA polymerase II. Gene Ontology annotation, molecular function: sequence-specific DNA binding; DNA-binding transcription factor activity, RNA polymerase II-specific. Bases 39 to 887 code for a protein of 282 amino acids. The transcript has 6 exons.